GCAAUCCCAAUCGAGACCGAGAGAACCCUAAUCCGCUCCUCCUCCCCCUUCCCGAUCGAGGUCGUCUUCCUCCUCUGCACAAAAACCAGAGAGAUCUUCGCCUCCCCCGAUUUUCUCUCUCUCUAGCAGCAGCAGCUAACCUUGUGUUUCCAUUGCAGACGCUCCGUGUGUGUGUGUGUGUGUGUGUAAAACCCUAAGCCCCUCUUCUCGCCGAGCUCGGAGGAGAAAGAAAUGGGGGAUGCUAGGGACAACGAUGCCUACGAAGAAGAGCUCCUCGACUACGAAGAAGAGGAAGACAAAGCCCCCGACUCCGUCAACGCUAAGGCCAACGGCGAGGCCGCCAAAAGGGGAUACGUGGGAAUUCACAGUUCAGGAUUCAGAGACUUCCUUUUGAAGCCGGAACUACUUCGAGCUAUUGUUGACUCUGGAUUUGAGCAUCCCUCUGAAGGUAAUAUAACAUACUAAAGCCAUUCUCUUGAUUUUGGAGAAAUAACCUGGUUUGAUAAACCUUUCACUUGAAAGGUUCUGGGAGGUUAUAAUUUUACUUACCGACGGUUCCUUCCAUCCAAUUUUCUUUGGUUCUUCACCAGUUCAACAUGAGUGUAUUCCGCAAGCCAUUUUGGGCAUGGAUGUCAUUUGUCAAGCUAAAUCUGGAAUGGGAAAGACUGCUGUGUUUGUCCUGUCGACUUUGCAGCAGAUUGAGCCUGUGGCAGGGCAAGUUGCUGCACUUGUCCUCUGUCAUACGAGGGAAUUAGCUUAUCAGAUAUGCCACGAGUUUGAGAGGUUCAGUGUAUACUUACCUGAUAUCAAGGUUGCUGUGUUCUAUGGUGGCGUCAAUAUCAAAAUCCAUAAAGAACUAUUGAAGAAUGAGUGCCCCCAUAUUGUUGUUGGAACUCCUGGCCGGAUACUUGCUCUAGCAAGAGAUAAGGACCUUUCUUUAAAGAAUGUCAGGCAUUUCAUACUUGAUGAGUGUGAUAAGAUGCUUGAAUCACUUGACAUGAGGAGAGAUGUGCAGGAGAUAUUCAAGAUGACCCCACAUGAUAAGCAAGUCAUGAUGUUCUCAGCAACACUCAGCAAGGAGAUCCGUCCAGUUUGCAAGAAGUUUAUGCAAGAUCCAAUGGAAAUAUAUGUCGAUGAGGCCAAGUUGACUCUUCAUGGUCUUGUACAGCACUACAUCAAAUUGAGCGAAGGGGAGAAAAAUCGCAAACUGAAUGACCUACUUGAUGCAUUGGACUUCAAUCAAGUUGUCAUAUUUGUCAAGAGUGUGAAUAGAGCUGCCGAGCUGAACAAGUUAUUAGUUGACUGCAACUUCCCCUCAAUAUGCAUUCACUCUGGCAUGUCCCAGGAGGAGAGGUUAACACGCUACAAGGGCUUUAAGGAGGGGCAUAAAAGAAUCCUGGUUGCUACAGACUUGGUUGGUCGUGGAAUAGACAUUGAGCGUGUCAACAUCGUGAUCAACUACGAUAUGCCAGAUUCUGCUGAUACUUAUCUGCACAGGGUUGGUAGAGCUGGGAGGUUUGGUACUAAAGGACUUGCGAUCACAUUUGUCUCCUCUGCCUCUGAUUCUGACAUUCUCAAUCAGGUGCAAGCACGAUUUGAGGUUGACAUAAAGGAGCUUCCUGAGCAGAUUGAUACGUCUACAUAUAUGCCAUCUUAAAUGAUUGCUUGGCGAUAUCGAAGGCUACACCGUUCGCAGAAGACGGGUUUUGCUGCCAGAGGCAUUGUGGGUUUUGUUCCUCGAACUUUCUCUGACAGACUCUUGCGUUGUGAAGAGAGUUGCAUGCUUCUGGCGCUCACCCUUUCUUUGAGGAAUUUGUAAUUUUUAGUAUUAAGCCAUCUCUACUCUGCUUUUAUCAUAUAUCCGGUGUGCCAUUAGAGUUCGAGAACUAUUUUUGACUUUUAAUUGCAGUAAUACUUUAGUGACUUAGUCCUUAGAUGUUAUCCGUAUAUCUCUUUAAUUCAGAUCAAGUAGAUGAGACGAUUCCAAUUAUUUUGGGAUUACGGAGUUUUGCUCGGGGUCGUUAGGAGCCUGUUCAAAACUGACUGUCAAAACUUUUAUUGCACGGCUGCAUUUCCAACAUGUGAACUUAAUCACGAAAGUGAUGAGGUCAAUCUGUGAAUGUCACAUCUUUCU
Messenger RNA from Eucalyptus grandis, 2134 nucleotides. RefSeq names its product DEAD-box ATP-dependent RNA helicase 15. Lineage: Eukaryota; Viridiplantae; Streptophyta; Magnoliopsida; Myrtales; Myrtaceae. Gene Ontology annotation, molecular function: RNA binding; RNA helicase activity; ATP binding. The record is from RefSeq and is a predicted model, not a curated record. Bases 626 to 1657 code for a protein of 343 amino acids. The transcript is spliced from 12 exons.